Talaromyces marneffei is the source of this 1494-nucleotide messenger RNA. RefSeq lists its product as uncharacterized. Gene Ontology annotation, cellular component: mitochondrial matrix; cytoplasm. Lineage: Eukaryota; Fungi; Ascomycota; Eurotiomycetes; Eurotiales; Trichocomaceae. Gene Ontology annotation, biological process: tRNA N1-guanine methylation; mitochondrial tRNA methylation. The record is from RefSeq and is a predicted model, not a curated record. Bases 1 to 1494 code for a protein of 497 amino acids. The transcript has 3 exons.
AUGGACUCAAAUCACACCGCCACAAAACAAUCCACCUCCAAAAACCCCGUCAUGUUUCGUCCGCCUGUCAAUCGCGCAAUGCGCGUCCUCGACCGCUCCUUCUUCAAAAAGACCGUCCCCGUCUCCGCGGCCACUGUGCUAGAGAACAAGAACAUAUCGUUGGUGCGCAAGAAAUUGGAAUCGAGUAAAGAUGCGCUCGACCUGCCCCGAUUCAAUGGUUGUACCGCGCCCAUGUCGGAGAAGUUGGUUGUGAGCAGGGAUGGACAGAUAUUGGAGUUGACGGGGCAUGAGUCGAGGAAGAAGAGAUGUUUGGUUUUGAGGGAGGAUAUUAAAUAUGAUGAUGCGACUACGUGGUCGCCGAUUUUGAAUGAGUUGGUCGAAACUGGAAUGAUCGGGCUAGGUCCUUAUACGAUUGAUUUGGACUAUUCAUACUGGACUUAUGCGGAGAUUAUUGAGGCAAUUCUCCCAGAGGAGGAUGUUGCGGACGGAGAAUUUCCAGAGGGAUUCACAUUGACGGGACAUGUUUUACAUUUGAACCUACGAGAACGAUGGUACCCUUAUAAACACCUAAUUGCGGAAAUUCUCAAAGAUAAGAACCCAAAAGUGCGCACUGUGAUCAAUAAAACUAAAGUCGUUGGGUCGGAAAGUGAAUUCCGCACGUUUCCUUUUGAGAUCCUGGCUGGCGACAACGAUAUGAAUGUUACUGUUCACGAGCAAGGAUGCGAGUUCCAAUUUGACUUUUCACGGGUCUAUUGGAACAGUCGUUUGGAAACUGAGCAUCGGCGACUAUGCGAUAAGUUCAAGGAGGGUGAACUUGUCUGCGACGUUAUGGCUGGAGUCGGUCCAUUUGCUGUCCCCGCAGGGAAAAGAAAGAUCUUCGUAUGGGCAAACGAUCUAAACCCUCAUGGGUUUGAGAGUAUGGAAGACGCGGUGACACGAAACAAAGUCCACCAGUUUGUGACACCGUUCAACAUGGAUGGACGAAAAUUCAUCCGUGAAUCGGCCAAGAUGAUAACAUCCCCCGCGACAACGGUGGUCAUUCAACCCAGGAUCCCGGCCUCGCUUAAACGAGCCAAACUCGACGGAAGUGGAAGAACGCCAGCUCCUCCGCCUCAGAUAUUUACUCGGCCACCUACAGUUAAUCACUACGUAAUGAACCUACCCGCAACUGCAAUUGAGUUCCUUGAUGCUUUUGUCGGCGUCUACACUGGCAUGGAAACGCGCUUUGAGCCGUAUGACCCCGAGCAGAAAUUACCAAUGAUACACGUCUACUGCUUCUCGGGCCAUUCAGAGAACGUCCGAGAUGACCAUGAAGAUAUUUGCAAACGCAUCUCGGAGCGUAUGGGAUUCACGCUCUCGCCGGAUGAUACGGUUGAUGGAACUGGCAAUCGGGAGAGGGAAUUGGAGAUUUUCAAUGUAAGGUUGGUGAGUCCGACAAAGCAGAUGUUUUGUGCUAGUUUCAGGCUGCCGAAGGAGGUGGCGUUUGUGAAGUAG